Molecule: messenger RNA, 2260 nt
Organism: Cyprinodon variegatus (sheepshead minnow)
Lineage: Eukaryota; Metazoa; Chordata; Actinopteri; Cyprinodontiformes; Cyprinodontidae
Gene: ca6
Product: carbonic anhydrase VI
Exons: 10
Coding region: 46-1662 (538 amino acids)
Molecular function (GO): zinc ion binding; carbonate dehydratase activity
Source: RefSeq, a predicted model, not a curated record
CCCUCUGCGGGGUGUCGGUGUCCUGCGUGACUGAUCCAAAGCACCAUGAUGGAGAUCUUCUCCGCGUUUGUCUCCGCCGCUCUUGUCUGCCUGGUCAACGCUGGAGCCCACACUGAUAUACACUGGACAUACAAAGAGGGAUCCUUGGAUCAGAUGCACUGGGCAACCAAAUUCCCAGACUGUGGAGGCAAGAAGCAAUCACCUAUAGACAUCCAGCGGCGCAAUGUCAGGUUUAACCCAGACAUGUUAAAGCUAGAGCUGAGUGGGUAUGAGGCUCAGAAUGGACUUUUCCGCAUGACUAACAAUGGACACACAGUUCAAAUCGACCUGCCUGACACGAUGAAGAUCACCAAGGGCCUCCCAGGAGAGUUCACAGCUGUCCAGAUGCACCUGCACUGGGGUGGCCUGGACUCUGAGCUGAGUGGAGCGGAGCACACCAUAGACGGUGUCCGCUACAUGGCAGAGCUCCACGUCGUUCAUUACAAUUCUAAGAAGUACAAUAGCUUCUCUGAGGCCAAAGAUAAGCCGGAUGGGUUGGCGGUGCUUGCGUUUGUCUAUGAUGAUGGUCAUUUUGAGAACACCUAUUACAGUGAUUUUAUAUCAAACCUGGGGAAAAUCCAGUUUGCAGGCCAGUCUAUGAACAUUUCCAACCUCGACGUGCGCUCCAUGCUUCCAGAGAACCUCAGUAACUUCUUUAGGUAUGAGGGCUCCCUCACCACCCCCCCCUGCCACGAGAGCAUCAUCUGGACCGUGUUCGACACGCCUAUCACUUUGUCACAGAACCAGAUCAACAAGCUGGAGAGUUCUCUAAUGGACUUGGAUAACAAGACUCUGUGGAAUGACUACCGUAUUGCUCAGCCACUCAACGACCGCGUCGUAGAGUCCUCUUUCCUGCCACCCCUCGGGAAAGGAACUUUUUGUCGGCAAGAAGAAAUCGAAUCCAGGCUCCACAGGAUCGAGGGUCUGAUAACUUCUCUUGGAAAGAAUAUGUAUUCAGGAGGGCGAUCUUUGAGACCCUUCAAACCUGAACACAGUGACCUCUUCCCUCUGGUGCUCAGCUUCGAUGAUAAAAACGCUGAUACAUACGCUCUGGCUCAACUCAGCAAGCCCAUGGAUCUGGACGCCUUCACUGUCUGCAUGCAUGUUCUCCUCAAGGGUAGAGGGGUCAACACGGUCAUCUCCUACUCCAGCAACGGCCAUGAUAACGAGCUGAUGGUCUCCAUCACUGACGAUACCAAUGUGAGGGAGGUGGGUCUGUGGAUCAGCAACGAGUUCGUCAACAUGCCCCACAGCUUGAAGACCCAAGACUGGACCAACUACUGCGUCACCUGGUCGUCCCACUCAGGUGGGGUGGACCUGUGGAUCAACGGGAUGGGCGGGGAGCAGAGGCACCUCCAAAGCAGCCACAUGAUCAGCCCUGGCGGUACGCUCAUACUGGGCAAAGACCAGGACGGAUAUCUGGGAAUCUCCAACACAGACGCCUUUGUGGGUAAAAUGACGGAUGUCAACAUCUGGGACUAUGUGCUGACCACAGCAGAGAUCCGAGACCAGUUUUUGUGCCAGAAAAACGGCACUAUUGCGGGGAAUGUGUUGAGCUGGGGAAGCAGCAAACUACGCAUUUUUGGGGGCGUGCAGCUGGACAACCAGUACAGAUGUUCCUAAAGUGGCUUUGACAUUUCCAAAAUAAAUUGCUAAAAUUCAAACUUUCCAUGUAAACUAUGUGAGUUUUUGGGAUUCCAACAUGAUUAUAAAAACACUCCCAUCAUAGUCAUAAUAUCUGUGAGACAAACCAACACUUUAUAUUUAUUCACCCCAUAAUGUCACCCACUGCUGCUUCACUUCAGCUAGAAUAUGGGCUCAGAUGUGUUUCUUCAAUACGCUUGUAAAUCAUCUUUGCAGGUGAAGGAAUUCAGGGUGUAAAUUGGGGUAUGGGCUCAAUACCUCAGCAGUAAGCAGCAAUUAAAUGUAGUUAUUUUAGUCACAUUUUUCAACAUAUCAGUGUUUAUUUCCUAAAGUCUACUUAUUUCCCAUGGAAAGUUUCCGAAUUUUGCAACCAUUCUGCUGAAAACCCUGUCCUGCUUGUGAAAUGAGCUCACAAGCUGCAAAACAUCCCAUCUAAUGGUAUGACCUUAGAAAAUGGUGAUGGUAAUAAAAGAUAAAAUGCAUAUCAGGCUCUUGCAGUUCAAUGUUUAAAAUGUUUCAUAGUUUCAUCCAUGUAUCCAUGUCUGUGCAUCAUAAAUAAAGGCCUACGUUAAAAGUU